Pseudogymnoascus verrucosus is the source of this 1194-nucleotide messenger RNA. RefSeq lists its product as uncharacterized. Lineage: Eukaryota; Fungi; Ascomycota; Leotiomycetes; Thelebolales; Thelebolaceae. The transcript has a single exon. Bases 350 to 1045 code for a protein of 231 amino acids. The record is from RefSeq and is a predicted model, not a curated record.
CUAUUAUAUUACGAGAAGAUCGGAUCAGAGUGGGAUCAAGGUGAAGGAGUCAUGUUAACAUCUGAUCUUUCUGCUUACUUAAUUAAUUGCUGACGACGGAAUUUGUGUAGACCCCUGGUCGUAACCAACUUUAAGCUCUAUAAACAUAACUCACAGAAAUAAAGUUUGCAAGCUUUCUAGAAAGGUCAAAAGAAUAAUCGUUAGAAUUAACUGUGGAGGAAGGGAUUGACACGAAACAUUGCUUCGCCUCACCCAGCUUACCGUUUGAGGUUUCAGGAACUGAGGUUAGGAAUCCUAAAGUUAUCUAAGGCACCCUCACCUCUCUCACCUCUCAUCGAGAGCCACAAACAUGGCGAAGACAAGCAUCAUCUUUGUUGCUGGCGGCUGGCACACCGAAUUCCACCUCCAGCCAAUUACCCCCUACCUCGAGGCCCAUGGCUAUCGUGUUGUACCUGUCAAACUCCCCACGAGCGGGCAUCACGACCCUCCCCCCUCCAUCAAAGCCAACGUAACACACAUCGGCGCCAUUCUCCAAGCCGAGAUCGACGCCGGCUACAGCGUCUGCCUUGUCGGCCACAGCGUAUCCGGGCAAUCCGUCGCUCUCGCUGCUAACGAGUUCCUCGCCUCCGCCAGCGCCGAACAGAGCGCCAGGCUGGUCCAUAUCAUCUUCAUCUCCUGCUUCCUGAACGCGGCCCGCGCGACCGAGGGGUUGACGUGGUUCACGAUCGACUUUGAAACGAUGGACGCGACGGUAGCGUCGCCGUACGAGGUUUUCUAUAACGGCAUGUCACCUGAGGCGGCUGCGCCGUUCGUGGCGGCGUUGGAUGCGAAUCGUGCGGAGAUGCCUCCGGAUGUUGGCGAUCUGUGGAGGACGAAGGUCAAAGGGACGUAUUUCCUAUGCAGAAAUGACAAGGCUAUCCUACCGGAGCUGCAGAGGCUGGAGGCACAGGAUUGUGGGAUGGAGAUUGUGGAGAUUGAGAUGGAUCACUGUCCUUUUGUAAGUCAGCCGGGGGAAUUCGCAGAGGAAUUGCAUAAGGCGCUGUAGACGAAGUAGAUAUGGUAUAAAUGACAAAGGUGUUAAAUGGUUUAGUUCUUUCAAGCUUUAAAUUGCUCCCAUAAGUUGCUAGUACAGAGGACGAGGUUCCCAAUUUUCUUGAGUCUAUGGUCGAUGAAACAGUUAUUCAUGUGUCGGAG